AUGCGCGUCGAGUGCGAGGAAUUAACGAACAAGCUCCAUGACGCUCCUCUACCGCAGCAGUCCGGUACAAGAUUACUGAGCGAGCCACUCAUUGACUCUAAAGCAGUCGAAGUCUGCUUCAAGGAUGUCCUGACGGUAUUGGGCAAGGGCCCUCAGAAUACCCUAGGUCCAGAAUGUGCUGGAACGAUGAUUGAGGCCAGCGAACACUCGGUGGAUUCGUGA
This is a messenger RNA of Aspergillus tanneri, 222 nucleotides long. RefSeq lists its product as uncharacterized. The coding region runs from base 1 to 222 and encodes 73 amino acids. NCBI's taxonomy places the organism in Eukaryota, Fungi, Ascomycota, Eurotiomycetes, Eurotiales, Aspergillaceae. The record is from RefSeq and is a predicted model, not a curated record. The transcript has 2 exons.